Molecule: messenger RNA, 1682 nt
Organism: Pygocentrus nattereri (red-bellied piranha)
Lineage: Eukaryota; Metazoa; Chordata; Actinopteri; Characiformes; Serrasalmidae
Gene: brix1
Product: brix domain containing 2
Exons: 10
Coding region: 13-1065 (350 amino acids)
Biological process (GO): rRNA processing; ribosomal large subunit assembly
Cellular component (GO): nucleolus
Molecular function (GO): rRNA binding
Source: RefSeq, a predicted model, not a curated record
CAUUUCGGCAAGAUGGCGGCGGCCAAGAGGAAACGUGGGUCUGAAGCUGCGGGAGAGAGAAAGACGAAGAAAGAGAAAAGGACUGAAAAUGAAGGAGAAGAGGGGAACACCGACACCGAGAGAGGAGGAGGGAGCACGGAGAUCACUGUACCGCCUCCGGUCUCCGUGGGCAAGUGGAAAAACAAGGAACGUGUUCUCGUUUUCUCCUCACGAGGCAUCAACUUCAGAACAAGGCACCUCAUGCAGGAUCUAAAGACCAUGAUGCCUCACUCUAAAGCAGAUACCAAAAUGGACAGAAAAGACAAGUUGUUUGUUGUUAAUGAGGUUUGCGAAAUCAAAAACUGCAACAAAUGCAUUUUCUUUGAGGCUAAGAAGAACAUGGAUCUUUACAUGUGGGUUUCUAAUGUUCCUCAUGGACCUUCAGCCAAGUUCCUAGUUCAGAAUGUGCACACACUUGCUGAGCUGAAAAUGACAGGAAAUUGUUUGAAAGGAUCCAGACCGCUACUUUCAUUCGAUCCAAAAUUUGAUAAGGAACCUCACUAUGCCUUGCUGAAAGAGCUGUUCACUCAGACUUUCUCAACACCUCAAUACCAUCCAAAGAGCCAGCCUUUUGUGGACCACGUGUUAACUUUUACAAUUGCAGAUAAAAGGAUAUGGUUCAGAAACUACCAGAUUAUUGAAGAGGAUGCAUCUCUUGUAGAAAUUGGACCCCGCUUUGUCCUCAAUCUGAUCAAAAUUUUUCAAGGCAGCUUUGGUGGCCCAACACUCUAUGAAAACCCUCAUUUCCAGUCUCCCAAUAUGUGUCGGCGCCUGAUGCGGAUGGAAAAGGCCGCCAGACAAAAGGAGAGGCAGAUGGUGAAGGAGAUCCGUCUGGAGAAGAGAAAGGAGGUGAAGGAGGUGCUGACAGAGGAUGUCACGGAUGACGUGUUUGUGACUCCAGCCGAGGAGAAGCCCAAAGAGGUGGAGCACGAAGCUCCAAGACCAUCCAAGAGCAAGAAGAAGAAGAAGCUGAAACUGACCGAGCUGAAGAAGAGAACUCUGCUGAAGCGCAAAGGCCUGCGAUGAAGAACGACCUAAAUCCCACAAGCCUGCUCCCAGCAGGGUUUAGUUGCAGAGCAACAGCGUCUCUACACUGUCAUCCUUGGUGGGAUUGUGGGUGCCUUGUAUUCAAACCAUGAUUUGACCCACUGUUUUCAGUCUUGAAGUGUGGGGAGCAAAGGGACUGGAUUACUUUGGGACUGUGUAUUGGGUUGCAACAUUAUGGUUUUCUAGUUUUAUAAUCUAUAUCGUCGCUGUCCAAAAAAAGACUUGCAUCUCCAAAAUAGUAACUUUACAGAAGAGGGUCAAAACGUUCUUAACUUUGCGUGUAAGUUAAUGUUGCGUGUUUUUUCCUUAAAGUCAUUAUGGAGCGUUUCUGUGAUUUUUACACAACAUAAAAGCUAGCUGCUUUGCUCAAAUGGAGUUUUUUUUUUUUUUUGGACAUUACGAUUAUAUAAGAUGUUUUCUUGUCCCAAGAACCACCUCUUUUGUACCUUUAGGAGUAUGAUCUUACAGUUGUGUUUUACAGGUGUAGGUUGAGCUCCCAAUAAAUACAUUCAGGUUUUUAAAAAAAAGCUGUUAUUUGUGUUUAUUUCUGUUGUAUUUGUACAAGACCAUUAAAUCUUUACCCUGAUCAGCUGAAA